AUGACGAAGUCGAUGCGACAGGUCCCGUUGGAAGAAUUUCUCUGUGGAGCCAUCCGACACGUGAAGGUGAAUGUAGAGGAGUUGAGGAAGGCUGGCCACAUCUUGCUGCAGGACACCUUCGAGGUCUUGGUGCCCAAAGGUGCCCCAGACGGACAUCGGGUGACCUUCCAGAGGAAGGUGCGCGGGGGCGAUGUGAUCUUCGUGUUGCAGGAACUGGCACAUCCCAGUUGGAAACGCCAUGGCUGUCACCUCUUGUUGGAGAAAACCAUCUCCUUAACCCAGGCGGCAGUCUUGGCCUCCCGUCGCUGGUCGACCGAGCGAGGUCGUCCCGGCUGCCGUCGCCUUGGGCCGCCGUUGGCUUCGUGCGAAGUGAGACUUUGGGGUCCAGGUGGCACUCGGGGACGGUCCCCAGAGGUAUUGGCCGCUGAAGCCGAGAAGUCGCGGCUCUCGCAAGCUUGGCGGUCGCCGACCGACGACAUCGAGGAUUUCAUACGUCAAGGUCCCUUGUACCAGCGACUUCUUCUCAUUUGUCCUGCUCCUGCCAUAGCGGAGUGGAUGGACAAGGCUCAGGCGAUUGCCGAGCAGUUGAGAGUUGGCACCAUUCUUCCUCAAGAGAUGGAAGAGCAGAUGUCCAAGCGCAUUUACCACUUGUACUUGCCCUUGUACUUCUGGAUGCGGCAUCAAGCCCUGGAAAGACGCAGUUCCAGGAGCCACGGGGGCGCCGUCGUCUUUGGCAUCUCUGCGCCGCAAGGGUUUGGCAAGACCACCACCAUGCAGUUGCUUGAGGCACUUUUUGUGGCUGAUGGCUUCAAUUUUCAGGCUGUGUCCAUCGAUGACUUCUACUUGCCUGCGACGUGGCAAGAGGAAGUGGCCAAUGUCUACUCGGACAAUGCGCUCUUGCAAAGCCGCGGAAAUGCCGGCACCCACGACAUUCGCCUGGGCUCAGAGACGCUAAAGGCUCUGAAAAGCGCAGAGGAAGGAGAGGUGCUAGUCCCUCGCUUCGACAAAUCCGCGCUCAACGGACGUGGAGACCAGGUGCCGAAACAUCGCUGGACUCCCGUUGCCCUUCCCUGCGACGUGGUGGUCCUCGAAGGAUGGAUGGUUGGCUUUAAGGCUGAAGAGAACAGCCAAGCUGUCGCCGCCGUGAAUCGAGAUCUGCCGUUGAUCAAUGAGAAGCUGAAAAAAUAUCAGGCCUGGAACGAUUUGAUCGACUGCUUCUGUGUUUUCGCUAUGGAGGAGAUUGAUCAAGUCUACACCUGGCGCAGUCAGGCCGAAGAGGCCAUGAAGCGCUCCGGACGUGAUGGGAUGAGUCCUUCAGAAGUGAAAGAGUUUGUGGAUCGAUAUAUGCCGGCCUAUAUCGCUUAUCGCUUGGGACCCCAGGUCCAGGCCUCUACGCGGCCGCAUCUCAUGGAGGAUAUGAGAUGCAAAGAUAUUGAACCUUUUCUGAAAGGCACUGACUGGAAGCAAGAUCGUCAUCGAGCAUUUGGAUGGAAAGAGGCCGAAACGGGACCGCUGUUGAGGCUCUCCCUGAAGAGGCUGGUCGUGGAAUGCCCUGGAGAGAUGUGGGAUCUACGACCUGUGGAAGAGGCCGAGUGGCUGCGCUUUGACGACUUCGACGCCUUCGCGGGGCAGGAUGCGGCGCUGCUGAAGACGGGGGAUCUCGACGCGUGCAAGGACGUUUGCCGUCGCAACGGAUGGUCCGGUUUUACCUACUUUGAGAACAGAGCCUAUUUCCGCGCGCAGGAUCGGUCAGCACUACUGGAGACAAAGAAGCGGUCUCCUGGCAGCAUUCUCUUCGUGGCUCCGGGGAACACUCAGAAACUGCAGCGCUGUAUCCUCAACGCUGGUAUGCCAGAGCUGAGCCGACCCACACGCAGAGGUCAUCUGUUCGUGACUUUGAGGAUUGAGACGAAAGAAACACUGGAUGAGGCCACAAAGAAAGUCCUGAGACAGGCUGGAUGGGGCGAAGCAUCCGUGGCGAAGCAGAUACUGAAAGAUGUGCCAAGUCCGAAAAAGAUGGACCAGUUGAUCUCGAUGGAUCUGGACCCGCCCGUGACCGCGCCCAAACGACGCUGCUGCAGCAAAGCUCCUGCAGGGGCGGAGGCGACUCCAGAUGAGAUCUUUCAGGUGAUCAACAGCAUCGACUGGUCGCAGAAGAAGCCGCUGGUGACCCGCGAGGUGACCGUCGGAGACUACACCUGGGACCGCAGCAGCAUUCUGCUCUCGGUGGGGCCACCAGGGCCACAGCAGAUCCGGCUGCGGGGUGGACGGAAUCGCGAUCUCAUGAAGAAAGCCUUGCAGGAAUGUCUCGAUUCUGAGCGUUCUGUAUGGCUUGGCUUCAAGAAAUUUCGCGUUGGGAUGCCUUGGUGUUUGGUGCUUCGCUGUCCCUGCCUGGUGUUGUCCAUGACCCUUCUGGCGGUCUUCGGCUUGAUCGGCCUGGGCGUCACCAGCGCGCCCAUCGUGUUGAAUACCGACUUUGACUCCUUCAUGGACUCAGACAGCGCUGCAUCGCUGAAUUUCAAUUCUAUCGUGCAGGCGAUCAACGACGCCCGCGCCGCUGCUGCGGGGCGACGUCUCAUGGAAGUGGAGCAGCCCGAAGGAGACCUUCAUAGUCUUGAAGAGUUGGGAUUGGUCUUGGAGGACGGCACCCCAGCUGGUCGGAGGUUGCAGUCAGGUCUGAAACUGUAUCGAACCUUUAGCUUUCAGCUCACCUACGCACGAGAAGAUGGAGGUAAUUUGAUGAGCGAGACUACUCUUCGAUACAUGAGGAAUAUCGAGGUUUUGGUGAAGUCCUUCAGCGACUACCAGGCCUUAUGUGCCGAGGCAGAAGCGAGAUAUAAAAAUCAUUGCGACCCUGGCAUUUCUCUCCUGAAUAUGGUCUUCCCUUUCCAAGCACCCGACGGUCAAGACACAAGGCUUUACCUCAAUGGCACGGGGAAUGCGGUGCCAUUAGCCGUGGCAGUGGCUCUUGCGAAAGAGGCGCGCCACUCCACGGCCCGGCGGAUUGUGGGUGUCCGUGCGUGCGGCGAUUUGGUGCGCACCUGUCAGAAGCUUUGGAUGAAAAGGUAUGGUGUGGCACCAAUCCCGCCACCAGCGAUGCCGCCGCCGCCAGAUCCGGCGGCGGCGGCUGGCGGUGCCGGGGGGUCAGAAGAAGAAGGCGAGGAAGAGGAGGAGGAGGAGCAGGAGCAGGAAGAUGAAGAAGGUGAAGAAGAAGAGGUCAAAGAGACUGACCCAGUGUUGGAAAUGGAGGACGGCUGCCUGCCAACCUGA
Cladocopium goreaui is the source of this 3270-nucleotide messenger RNA. The record is from the annotation of a GenBank genome assembly. NCBI's taxonomy places the organism in Eukaryota, Dinophyceae, Suessiales, Symbiodiniaceae.